AUGGAGUAUAUGGAUGAGAAAUGGAAAUUAUCAAAAGAUGAUAAGAAUACCUCUCUGUCAAGGAGUGUUUCCCAGAAGAGCUCAAAAAAAUCUCCACUUCUGAGGAGUUUAACAAAGAAGAAUUCUUUCAAUCUAUCAAGGAGUUCUUCACAGAGGAGUAGCAGCACUUCUUCAAACAAGUCAUCAUCCCUGCCACGAAGUUCGUCGCAAAGGUGUGGUGAGUUUACGCGCAAAUGCAGCAACUUGGCCAAGGAACAGAAGUCUAAACUUUAUAUCGUCAAGCGAUGCAUUACCAUGCUUGUCAAAUGGAAGAAACAAGGAGAUUCUUGA
This is a messenger RNA of Fraxinus pennsylvanica, 330 nucleotides long. The record is from the annotation of a GenBank genome assembly. Lineage: Eukaryota; Viridiplantae; Streptophyta; Magnoliopsida; Lamiales; Oleaceae.